CGUAACCAUACUUCUUUCUACAUAUCAUGGCUUCUUCUAAUCUGUUCCCUGCAAUUGGGCAAGUUGCCGACCAGGCUGAUCUCGUGAAGCAUCCGGAGAAUGAGCAGGCAGGCACGGAGGCAGAUGGCGAUGAACGACCGGUUCAAGAGAUCGAGUCCUUAUGCAUGAACUGCGGCGAACAGGGCGUGACACGUUUGCUACUCACCUCCAUUCCGUUCUUCCGUGAGGUUGUCGUGAUGUCUUUCCGAUGUGAACAUUGUGGCCAUCAGAACAACGAAAUACAAUCAGCGGGAACUAUCCGACCGGAAGGCGCGGUUUAUACUGCGCGGAUUCUCGCUCGGGAAGACCUUGACCGGCAGCUCGUGAAAUCAUCCUCCUGCUCAGUCACAAUUCCCCAGUUCGAGCUCACUAUUCCUCCGGGCCGGGGCCAACUCACGACGGUUGAGGGUUUGCUGCGAGACGUCGUCGCCGAUCUUGGCGCCGAUCAAACUCUGCGCAAAAUACAAAACCCGCCCGCGUAUGAGAAGAUCCAGCAAAUACUUGACGCAAUCAAGGACAUCUUGGCCGACUCUGACGACUCCGAAGAGGAGCAAGAGACUACGGGGCAAAAAGAGCCGAAGGUGAAACCUUCGCAACGAGACGUGCCCAUGAAGCCGUUCAGUAUUAUCCUGGAUGAUCCUGCUGGCAACUCCUUCAUCGAGUUCGUCGGAAGUAUGGCCGACCCGAAGUGGAAUAUGCGCACCUAUCACCGAACCAAAAAGCAGAACAUUCAACUUGGCUUGGCUUCUGAUGACGCCGCUGACGACGCUGAAGAAACUAGCGUGGGAUUGCCCGAUGAAAAGGCUGCCAUGGAUAAAAUCAAAGAACAUAUCGAUCAAGCUGGCGAAGGGGCCGAAGGAGACGAUAACGACGAGAUAUAUGUCUUUCCAGGACCGUGCUCCAGCUGCGGCCAUCCCAUCAAGACGCUGAUGAAACGGGUCAACAUUCCAUACUUCAAGGAAAUCAUCAUCAUGUCCACGAAUUGCGACCAUUGCGGGUACCGAGACAACGAAGUUAAGUCAGGUUCAGCCAUAUCCGAGAAGGGGAAGCGCAUUACUCUCAAGGUGGAAGAUCGUGAAGAUCUCAGCCGAGACAUCUUGAAGAGCGAAACGUGCGGAUUGUCGAUCCCGGAGAUCGAGCUCGUUCUUCAGCCUGGUACACUUGGGGGCCGAUUCACGACCCUAGAGGGCAUCUUGAAUCAAGUAUAUGAAGAACUCUCGGAAAAGGCUUUUGCCGGCGACGCGUCAACAGCACAAGAGAAGAGCACGUUCGAGAAUUUCCUGCGUGGGCUUAAAGAGGUCAAGAACGCCGAACGGCCGUUCACAGUGAUCAUCGACGAUCCUCUCGCGAACUCAUACCUUCAAAAUAUCUACGCUCCUGAUCCUGACCCGAACAUGACCAUCGAGCUAUAUGACAGGACGUUCGAACAGAACGAAGUACUCGGUCUGAACGAUAUGAAAGUGGAAGGUUACGAAGCGGAUGCCCAAGCGCAAACAUGAUCCGCGCCUGGCAAAUCAUCCUUGUUGCCUUUCCAUUGUACAAUAUAUAUUAGUAUCACCCCCCAUUUCGACUAUAGAUCUAUAGGUGUG
Molecule: messenger RNA, 1628 nt
Organism: Punctularia strigosozonata HHB-11173 SS5
Lineage: Eukaryota; Fungi; Basidiomycota; Agaricomycetes; Corticiales; Punctulariaceae
Product: zf-ZPR1-domain-containing protein
Exons: 6
Coding region: 27-1538 (503 amino acids)
Cellular component (GO): nucleus; cytoplasm
Molecular function (GO): zinc ion binding
Source: RefSeq, a predicted model, not a curated record